AUGAAUGAAAACGACAAUAUACUACUGGAUGAUGAAUAUAUUAAUAGAAUUUCAAAAAAUAGCAUCAAAAAGGUACUUAAAAAAAACCAUAUUAACCACUCAAGUUUAAAUAAUGGGUUUAUUGGUUUUAUAAAUAAUUCUAAUAAUUGCAAUACUAGCAUUAGUUGCAGUGCCAACAGUACUAGUAACAGCAGUAGUAGUAAUGCCAACAUUAUUGGUGAAGGAGAGGGUAGAGGAAGAUACAGAAGCAACAGCAGUAGCACUAUUAUCAUUGAUGGAAACAAUUAUUUAGGCAUUCAUUCAGGCGAAUUAUGCCAUAGCAAGGAUUUUUAUGAAACAGGAAACGAAAAAAGCAAUGUUAAAAUUUUGAGUAAUAAUUCAUAUGCUUUAACAGAUCUAAGAGAGAAUAGUGAUGAAAAAAAUGAUAAUUGUGGUAAUAAAAAAACGAGAAAAAAAGAUGGAAAUGAACAAAUUAACUUGGAAGAAGUUAAAAAGCUUAAAAUCCCUGACUGUUCUAUAUGUAGAGAAUACUUAACUAGAAACUUAACAGUAAUAACAGUAUGUGGGCAUGUGUUUCAUAAGCAAUGCAUAGAUGCCUGGCUUUCAAAAUGUGAUUCAAACAAAAAUUUAAAUAUGGCUCAGGGUAGAUUGAACUAUUUGUUAAAUGAUAAUGGAGAACCAACAUGCCCAUUAUGCAGGGUUCCGUGUUCAUUAUUCACCCUUUGUGAUUUGGUGAAUAUUACAAUAGACGAAACUUUAAUCUUAGACGAUUCAGAAGAUAAAUUUCAAUGUUUUCAAAAAGAAGAGGUAGUUAGCCCCAAAAAUACGGGGGAAUGCAUACAGAUUAAUUGUAGGUUAAAACUGAAAUCUGCGACAGAUGAAUCAGAGGCAAAAUCAAAAGAAAUUGAAGAAUUACGCACACAGCUUAAUGAGGAAAAAACAAAGGCAUUGGUAAAAACAGACUUGAACGAAAGUUUGGAAAGGAAGAAUGAAGUAUUACGUGAAGAUUUGAAUAGGAUAACUCAUGAACUCGGAGAAAUGAACCAAAAGUAUUCCGAUUUGCAUAGAAAAUAUACAUUUAUACAAUCAAAUAAUGCUAUUAAUAAUUUUAUGGGAGAAAAACUUCAAGAUGAUUUAACUGAUCCAAAUAUUCAAGUGGAUGAAACAAACCAGAUAUCUAAUUUAAUAGGAUUUAAUCCAUUUGAAGGUGAAGAUAGUUUAGAAAAGAGAGAAGACACUUUUCAAGCAUUAAAAGUACUUUCCAAUGCAUUUAUCAAACUAUCAAGCAGAUAUGAUCAACUUAAGGAGAAGUCUAGUAAAUGGAAAGCUAAAUGCUACCAGCUUAAGGACUCGCAUACAACUUCGAUAAAUGAAUGUAAUUUUUUAAAGGAGAAACUUAGAAACUUAAAUAAAAUAAUAAAUACAUCAGAGAUUGUGAAAGAACCAAGCACAAUUGUCUCAAAUGUUUCUAAUGUAGAAAAUUCUGCAAAAACUCCUAGUAAUAUGGAGAAUGAUGAGGAGUCAUUUUCUUAUAUUUCCAAGCUCAUUCAAGACAAAAAAACUACAAAAAAUUUUAUCGAAAGUAACUCAAGAUCACAAACCAAUCAGGAAAACAAAAUAUUCAGUAACUCCUCACAGAUUUCUUAUUUGAAAUCUAACAAAAUUCUAAAAUCCUCCAGUUCUAUUAAAAAAAACGAAUUUGGAGGUAUAAACACUGAGGGUAAAUCUGAAAUAAACACGAUUAAAAGCAAAACACAUGAAUCUGAAAGACUAACGUCCAGAAAUGAGGAGUCUCCAAACCCAAACUACUCAACUUUAAUUAAAAGCAGGAGAAAUCAUGUCAUUAAAAGAAAUAUCCCGAUAGAUUCACAAUCUAUUUCCAGCUUUUUUUAUACAAGAAAACCAAAGCUUAAAUUAAUUGACUGA
Cryptosporidium ubiquitum is the source of this 1926-nucleotide messenger RNA. RefSeq lists its product as uncharacterized. The transcript has a single exon. Bases 1 to 1926 code for a protein of 641 amino acids. The record is from RefSeq and is a predicted model, not a curated record. Gene Ontology annotation, molecular function: ubiquitin protein ligase activity. Gene Ontology annotation, biological process: protein ubiquitination. Lineage: Eukaryota; Apicomplexa; Conoidasida; Eucoccidiorida; Cryptosporidiidae.